AUGGAUAUUGUACUGGGUGGAGAUGAAUCGUUAAGUACGAAACUAAAUGAAACACCAACAUCGAUACCAACAUCGAUGGCAAUUGUUGAUGAAGUUAGUAAUGAAUCAACAAAAUUAUCCUUGCCAAUUCCAGAUUCUGAAUCGAUUCCUAUUGAAGGAACAUCAAAAACCGGUGGCAAGGAAGGUCGAAUGAUUAAGAGUUCGUCAACACGUGUCAUUACAGCUGAUACAACACAUAUGCAUAUUGAGCCGAGCCACAUUAUCGAGUACGAAUGGCCGCCAAAAUCUGGGGAACGUUAUUUUAUCCAAGAACAAAUUGCGGAAUUGCUGGAUGUGAAGUCAUUCAAAAGAAAAUAUCCUGAACUGAGCCGGCAUACUAUAGAAAUCAACGAAAGGGAAUAUUUGCUGGCUAAUUAUAAACUUGCUACAGCUAUAAAUGAGCACCAAAUGCAUGGUCUGACAGCUUUAAGGGCAAUUGAGGUUCAUGAAUUGAUGGCUUCGGAUUAUCCAGCCAUAUAUUCGGAAUACCAGAGAGCAGCUGCUGAUAAAGUGAAAUUGCAAAUGGCGGAAGAGCAAAAGCGAUUGGAUGCUAUUAAGCUCGAUACAAAGAAGAUGGAUGAGCUGAGAAAGAGUGCUAUAAGAAGCGCUUUCGAAUUUAAUUCUGAAAUGAACGCAAUUAAACGAACCGAACGACGCUAUUUUUGGGAUUUGCAAACAUCGAUCAUUCAGUCAUCAAAAAAUCGAUGGAAACGGAUGCCUCCAGAAUACACACAACCAGGACCUUAUCCUGCUGCGCUUAUUCAUGGCCAAUAUCAACACUUCUAUAAAAAGUUUACUUCAAAAGAGUUACGUCGAUUACCGUUGUCUACUGUGCUAGAUUAUGAUUACCUUCUCCCUCCGAAACGACCUGUUUCACCAUUACCUGUCAUUGUUCAUGAAGAAGAGGUAACAGUGACAAAUGCUGAUAGCAGUGAUCCUGGUCAGCAUGAUAACCAACUCGAGCUACCACCUCCAGUUUUAUUGCCAUCUAAUUAUAAUGAUGAUAUCAGAACAAAGUUGGAUAAAGUUGAUUCUCAGGAUUUAACUAACCAACAACAGCAGUGUUCAAUAUGCGGUGAAAAUGAAGAGCGUCAGAUGUUAUCCUGUUCUAAUUGUAAUAAUAUAGUGCAUCCGGAUUGUGCCGGUUUACCGGAACACGUUGUUAAAGUUGCAUUGAAUUAUAGGUGGAACUGCAUUGAAUGCAAGAAAUGUACAAUAUGCGAAAAACCGGAUAAUGAGGAUGCGAUGAUGUUUUGCGAUCGUUGUGACCGCGGUUAUCAUACAUUUUGCGUUGGUUUAUCGUCUCCGCCAAAUGGUAACUGGAUUUGUUCCAGUUUCUGUGCUGAUCACAGUGUAACAGCGAUGGAAUAG
Acanthocheilonema viteae is the source of this 1410-nucleotide messenger RNA. Lineage: Eukaryota; Metazoa; Nematoda; Chromadorea; Rhabditida; Onchocercidae. The record is from the annotation of a GenBank genome assembly.